AUGACACCUUCCGAAGAAGCAAAUGCUGCCCUCAAUGAUACUUUGAAAGAUUUGAAAGAAGGCGAUUCAGCGACGGCGUUGGCAUUGUUGGAUGAGAUUGCAAGGCGCUUGGCAAAAGAUUUAAAACUCUAUGGAGGGAGCGCAACUUCAUUCUCUCCACAGCUGCUGUCAUGCGCAGCGGUCGUACGGCAGUACGCUAAAGGCGGCAUGUUUACAUCGUCGCCGGACUGGACAACCAUCGGCGACAAUGACCCAUGCAUUAAGGAUCAUCCAUGUUUCCAGAAGACUAUCCAUUAUCGAGCUCCUACCGGUUCCGACAAGACAGAACCUGAUCUUGCCUCUCUCGCUCAGAUGGAUGUGCAACAAGCUGUCUUAUCAUUUCCAUCUCUUGACGGUCCGAAAGGCAGUCCCAUAGCUGAUGUCCAGACUCCCGUAAAGCUUCUCCCCCACACGGAAAAACCUCAAGAUACGAUUUCCUUGCAAACUUUUGGUGCCAUGGCACCUCAUUCUCCCCCGCCAACUUUAACAAAGGCCUUGGAACCACUCACCCCUCUGCCCAGCUCAAUGGCGCCCACGAAGACGCCAGAGCAGACUGUUUUGACAUGGGACCCAAAGACACGGGAGAAGACUCACAGACAACAUCGUAAUGAUAAAAAAAGGCAACCUGCCAAAUGGGGUCAAGAUUCUCAGAUCGCAACACUGUGGAAGUGCGACAAGUGCACGAAAUUGGAUAUACCCUGCAUUGUCCUUCCGGACAAAAAGUUUGGAUACACUCGACUUGCAUGUGCAAACUGCGACCAGAUGAAGAUCACCUGUGCGAUCGACGGCGUCGGUGUCAGGCAGAGAAUGCAAGCAAAGGCGGCCGCGGCUACAUCACAGCCAGCCAGAAACUCCAGAACACGCAUGAAGACGUCCUGCGCGAUCUCCAAGACCCCGGAGAAGCCUGGCCCGCCGGCUGGUGUGCCCAUGAGCACAGUCCCAACCGUUGGCACAAGCCGUCGGCCGGAACAGGGCAAUCAGCCUGCACUGGAAAACCGCACCGAUCCCGAGCCAACUGCAAGAGACAUCUUGCAGGGCAUCCGGGACCUCGGUAGGAGAUUGGAUCUCCUGGCCACCAAUGAGCGGGUGGAUGCCUUGGAGGUAAGAGUGCAUUCGGUGGAGAAUGUCCUCCACCAGCGGUUAGACGCACUGGAGCAAAGGCUCAACGCCUCAGAUGCCCGGUAG
Messenger RNA from Suillus plorans, 1224 nucleotides. RefSeq lists its product as uncharacterized. The record is from RefSeq and is a predicted model, not a curated record. Lineage: Eukaryota; Fungi; Basidiomycota; Agaricomycetes; Boletales; Suillaceae. Gene Ontology annotation, biological process: DNA topological change. Gene Ontology annotation, molecular function: DNA topoisomerase type II (double strand cut, ATP-hydrolyzing) activity; DNA binding; ATP binding. Bases 1 to 1224 code for a protein of 407 amino acids. The transcript is spliced from 6 exons.